This is a messenger RNA of Lemur catta (Ring-tailed lemur), 1923 nucleotides long. RefSeq names its product podocalyxin like 2 (gene PODXL2). NCBI's taxonomy places the organism in Eukaryota, Metazoa, Chordata, Mammalia, Primates, Lemuridae. The record is from RefSeq and is a predicted model, not a curated record. The coding region runs from base 10 to 1836 and encodes 608 amino acids. The transcript is spliced from 8 exons.
GGCUGCACCAUGGGCCGCUCGCUGGGGGCCGCCCGGCUGUCGCCGCUGUCGCCGCUGUCGCCGCUGCUGCUGGCGCUGCUGGCGGCCGGGGCGUCCCUGGGAGUGUGCACGGCGGGGUCUGACGAGCCCGGCCCCGAGGGCCUCACCUCCACCUCCCUGCUGGACCUCCAGCUGCCCACGGGCCUGGAGCCGCCGGACUCGGAGGAGCCAAGCGAGGCCAUGGGCCUGGGAGCCGGCCUGGGGGCCCCCGGCUCCGGCUUCCCCAGCGAGGAGAGUGAGGAAUCGCGGAUUCUGCAGCCGCCGCAGUACUUCUGGGAAGAGGAGGAGGAGCUGAACGACUCCAGUCUGGACCUGGGACCCACCGCAGACUACGUUUUCCCGGACUUAACGGAGAAGGCCGGUUCCCUGGAAGACGCCGGGCAGACGCAAGACCUGCCGAACCUCCCCUCUGCCUUGCCCAAGAUGAAUCUGGUGGAGCCGCCCUGGCGUAUGCCCCCGGAGGAAGAGGAAGAAGAGGAGGAAGAGGAGGAAGAAGAGGAGGAGAGGGAGAGGGAAGAGGUAGAGAGGGAAGAGGAGGAGGAGGAGGAGGAGGAAGAGCUGCUCCCCGUGAACGGAUCGCAAGAAGAAGCUACGACUCAGGCCUCUGCAUUAGCUCCCACCAGCGGCAGCCGGGCUCCGGGGACCCCCAGGCACAGGCAGGAUGAUUCCGGGGACCAGGCCUCGUCGGGCGUGGAGGUGGAGAGCCGUGUGGGGCCCAGCUUGUCCCCACCCUCGGUCACCCUGAGCACGGUGGCCCUGCGGCAUCAGGACUCCAGCAGCCGGGAGGCAGGGGCCACGGCGCUGCCGGCUGCAGGGCUCGGGGUGGAGUUCGAGGCCCCUCGGGCGGCCAGCAGCGGGGAGACCACCGCGGGGACAGCCGGUCUGGCGGGCGAGCGAGGCCGGGGGCUGUCCUGGGCCGCGUCCCCUCACACCCAAGCUCCGAGGAGGGCUGAGGCCCCAGACGCAGGUCACCUUGACCCGAGAACCUCCGCCCCCCGAGACGUGGAACCGACGCCGUCCUCUGCUCCCCUGGGGCAGGAAGAUCUCAGCCAGCAGCCCCAGGACGGGCAGGCAGCGGAAGCUCCUUCUAGAAUCCCCUGGGACUCCACGCAGGUGAUCUGCAAGGACUGGAGCAACCUGGCGGGGAAGAACUACAUCAUUCUGAACAUGACAGAGAACGUAGACUGUGAGGUGUUCCGGCAGCACCGGGGGCCGCAGCUCCUGGCCCUGGUGGAAGAGGUGCUGCCCCUGCACAGCAUCGGCCACCAGGGCGCCUGGCACAUCUCCCUGAGCAAGCCCAGCGAGAAGGAGCAGCACCUGCUCAUGACGCUGGUGGGCGAGCAGGGGGUGGUGCCCACUCAAGACGUCCUUUCCAUGCUGGGUGACAUCCGCAGGAGCCUGGUGGAGAUUGGCAUCCAGAACUACUCCAUGACGAGCAGCUGCCAGGCGCGGGCCACCCAGGUGCGCAGCGACUACGGGACGCUGUUCGUGGUGCUCGUGGUCAUCGGCGCCAUUUGCAUCAUCAUCAUCGCGCUCGGGCUGCUCUACAACUGCUGGCAGCGGCGGCUGCCCAAGCUCAAGCACGUGUCGCACGGCGAGGAGCUGCGCUUCGUGGAGAACGGCUGCCACGACAACCCCACGCUGGACGUGGCCAGCGACAGCCAGUCGGAGAUACCGGAGAAGCACCUCGCCCUCAACGGCCGGGCGCUCAACGGCCCGGGGAGCUGGGGGGCGCUCAUGGGGGUCAAGCGGGACCCCGAGGACUCGGACGUGUUCGAGGAGGACACGCACCUGUGAGCGCGGCCCGACCCGCCGGGACGAGCAGGGCGGACCCCGAAGCGGACGGCCCCGCCCCGCCCCGCCCCCGCCCCGCUGCCCGCGCCC